CACCCCACCUCGAGGUGAUGCUGGAGGUGGCGGUUCGGACGGUUCUUUCCCCCCCACGGGGAUGCGCUGAAGUCUCGGGGGGCUCCGGGUGGGCUUCGUGGGUUCCGUACCGCACCGCCCGCCGGAGGAAGGCUCCGCCCGGCCCCGGGAGGCGGCGGCGGUCCCCGGUCCCGGAGGCGGAGUCAGCGGCCGGCGGGCUUCGGAGCCACAGCCCGGAGAGGAGGAGCGGGGAGCGGGGAGCGGGGCGGCGGCGGGGCCGGGCUGGGAGCGGGGCCGGGCGGUGCGGGAGCCGCAUCUCCGCGGGCCGCCCCGCGCCGCCGCCCAGGAUGUGGUGGGACGAGCGGGUAUCGGCUCGGUUCCGGAGGAACCUGCAGCCCACCCUCACCUACUGGAGCGUCUUCUUUAGCUUCGGCCUCUGCAUCGCCUUUCUGGGGCCCACGCUGCUGGACCUCCGUUGCCAGACGCAGAGCUCGCUCUCGCAGAUCACCUGGGUGUUCUUCUCGCAGCAGUUCUGCCUCCUGCUCGGCAGCUGCCUCGGAGGGGUCUUCAAGAGGACGUUGGCUCAGUCGCUGUUAGCGCUCUUUGCCUCAUCCCUGGCCAUCUCCCUGGUCUUUGCCAUCAUCCCACUGUGCCACAAUGUGGUGGUGCUGGCUGUGGUCAUGGCUGUGGCAGGCCUGGCCAUGGGCUGCAUCGACACCAUCUCCAACAUGCAGCUGGUGAAGAUCUACCAGAAGGACUCUGCCAUCUUCCUGCAGGCUCUGCAUUUCUUCGUGGGCUUCGGAGCCUUGCUGAGCCCCCUGAUAGCCGACCCCUUCCUCUCUGACACCAACUGCAUCCUGUCCAAUGGCACGGCCAACGCUUCCACCAACUUGCCUCACAUCCGCAAGUCCCUGGUGCCGCACCACCCGGGCAACCUGUCCCACUACGACCUGCCCAUGAAGGGCAUGGUGGUCACACGCGUCUCCUAUGCCUUCUGGAUCAUGGCCCUCAUCAAUCUGCCGGUGCCCAUCGCCGUGUUCUUCCUGCUCUACAAGGAGCGCAUGGUGCCGUGCUUCAGCAGCAGCAGCCACCCACUGCUGUCAGCAGAUGAACUGGCAAUGGAAGCACGUCCUGUGGAGAAGGAUGACCAGUCUGCCUCUGUGCACAGAGCCCACGCUGCAGGAGGUCAUGAUGACUUAUUUAGCUGCUGCCAAAGCAAAAACUUCAGAGGGGCUUCUUACACCUACUUCGCAGUCCACAUCACUGGGGCUCUUGUUCUCUUCAUGACUGAUGGGAUUGUGGGAGAAUACUCGGGCUUCAUUUACAGCUACGCCGUGGAAGAGCCUCUCUCUGUAGUGCACAAGGUGGCUGGUUACCUGCCCAGCCUCUUCUGGGGAUUCAUCACACUGGGCAGGCUCAUCUCCAUCCCCGUGUCCUACCGAAUGAAGCCAGCGACCAUGGUCUUCAUCAAUGUGAUUGGAGUCCUGAUAACCUUCCUCCUGCUCCUGAUCUUCUCCUCCAGCGUUGUCUUCUUGUUUGUGGGGACAGCAUCUCUGGGUCUGUUUCUCAGCAGCACUUUCCCCAGCAUGCUGGCUUACACUGAGGACAUCCUGCAGUACAAAGGCUGUGCCACAACUGUGUUAGUGACAGGAGCUGGAAUUGGAGAGAUGGUACUACAGCUGCUGGUGGGAUCGAUUAUACACGAUCAGGGCAGCUACAGUUUCCUCGUCUGCGGGAUGAUCUUUGGAGGCUUGGCCUUUACCUUCUAUGCUUUCCUCUUGUUUUUCCACAGGAUGUACCCCAAGCCCUCAACAGAUAUGGAUGCUGCCUCACCUGACAAGCCAGCAGUAAUGGAUGACACCGGACAGUAUCAGCGCUGAAGAAG
Lagopus muta (rock ptarmigan) is the source of this 1864-nucleotide messenger RNA. It is a transcript of the gene SLC60A1, whose product is annotated as major facilitator superfamily domain containing 4A. The record is from RefSeq and is a predicted model, not a curated record. The coding region runs from base 18 to 1859 and encodes 613 amino acids. The transcript is spliced from 10 exons. NCBI's taxonomy places the organism in Eukaryota, Metazoa, Chordata, Aves, Galliformes, Phasianidae.